AUGCAUACUCUCUAUCUCUACACCAUCCUCGCUCUCUUCUGGUCCACCCUUACCACAGCCACAGAAACCACCCGAACACCCCUCCAAGUGACCUUUCUUCCACCCACGACUAACAACACCCCCAUAAUCGUCGACACCUUCACCCACCCCGACAAAAACCACCUUGGAUCCUGGCACGGUGCCCUCGAAGACCUCACCGUCACCCAGGGACGGGACUACAUCGAACUGAACGCCUCAAACGCUGACCAAACAUACCACAGCCAGCUCUCCUCAACAACAUGUUUCGACCUCACCCCCUACAAAACCUGGAUCCUGCACAUUGUCUACUCAGGCCCACCAACCUUCAGCGUCUCCCUCCACCAAAACAAUCCCUCCUGCAACCCAUCGUUAAACCCUUACCCCGAAACCAGUGACAGCAUCGAGGCGUCCCGCUACACUGCCAAACCCCACUGGCACCACCGUAAACCAAAGAAGCAAAAGCCACAAGACCUCUACGUCCCCCUCUCCCACUUCACUAUCGACCAGUCCCACGUCCUCUCCAUCUCCCUUGGAGGUUUCUAUCCACCGUACACGCGCCCAAUAAAAGUGUACAAGGUCGAGCUAAUCCCGGCCCCACCACGCGGUGUUAAAAUUCCAAAGAAAAAACAGCCGACGGGGCAGCUGAGACUCCGGUGCACAAGACCUGGUUCGUUUGCUUUCGGGAUCGAUGAUGGUAUACCCAUCUUGCGGACGAGAUGCACAUUCCAAGGAGUGGGUGAGCAUGAUGAUAUGAUAAUGCUAAUGAGUGACAAAUGUAGGAUGGAAGGAAUGGAGUCGACGAAGGCUAUAGAUGACGAUAUUUUCCGAAAUAUCGCUACAUUUAAGGAUUUGCUUGGGGUAGAGUCCAGCUACUUCCGUCCCCCAUACGGUACUAUCGGGCCCCGCACGCGCCAAAUCCUCGCCAAGCGCAUCAAAAACCCCCAAAUCAUCAACUGGAGCGUCGACAUCGAAGACUGGAGGUGGGCAGACUCCGACACACCCGAGCGCCAGCUGAAGGCAUUCUACCGCGAUGUCGACCGCGGUGGGAAUCUGGCCGUGCUGCAUUAUCUGAGUAAUUCGACCGUGGGGUAUUUUCGGGACAUUAUCCACUAUGUUCAAGGCAAGGGAUUGAAGAUUAUGCGUAUUGAUCAGUGCCUGGAGGAUCCCAAAGCUCCUGAGGUUUUGUAG
Messenger RNA from Aspergillus nomiae NRRL 13137, 1206 nucleotides. Its product is annotated as polysaccharide deacetylase family protein. NCBI's taxonomy places the organism in Eukaryota, Fungi, Ascomycota, Eurotiomycetes, Eurotiales, Aspergillaceae. The transcript is spliced from 4 exons. The record is from RefSeq and is a predicted model, not a curated record. Gene Ontology annotation, biological process: carbohydrate metabolic process. The coding region runs from base 1 to 1206 and encodes 401 amino acids.